This is a messenger RNA of Rhopalosiphum maidis (corn leaf aphid), 3231 nucleotides long. RefSeq lists its product as uncharacterized. NCBI's taxonomy places the organism in Eukaryota, Metazoa, Arthropoda, Insecta, Hemiptera, Aphididae. The transcript is spliced from 19 exons. The coding region runs from base 535 to 2847 and encodes 770 amino acids. The record is from RefSeq and is a predicted model, not a curated record.
AGCGCUUCUAAAAAAAUAAUAAUAAUAAAUAAUAAAUUAUUCAAAACAAAAUGUAAGAAUAAUCUAAAAUACAGUACAGUUCGCGUAAAUCGUGUUCGGAUUUUCGAUCGAAUAUUUGUAAUUCUAUGCACAAUUACAGUUCAUGCGUCAUAUAUGAAACAUAUUAUUAAUAAAGCCUAUACCUACAUAAAUUGUGAUCGGAUUUCGUAUGUGCCGUUAAAGAAUAAAAAUAACAAUUAAAAUUUCGAUAAUAUCGUGUUAGUGACAGCAACCUAUACUUGUCAGUAUGCACAUUACUAUAUAUGUAUACCUAGGUUGAUAUUAUUUAUCAUCAAAAUUGUCGGUUAUCUUGAGUGUCGCCGCCGCCACCGCCGUUCGCGACUUAUCGUUCUACCUCUUAUAUCAUACUAUACCGGCCAUUGUAUCAAUCUACUUCUUUAUAGGUACUUCAAAACAACGGCUUUACGACCGUGCGACGUAAAUAUAAUAAUUACUAUAAUCCUACGAACGAUCAUCGUCACCGCCUCCGCCGUCAUGUUGAUCACCGCCGCGAUCGAAUACGCCAUGGUGUCCGUAUGCAUGUUCGCGUCCAGCGCCGGUGUAGCGAUCGCCGUUGUCGCCGUCAUCGCGUACACGGUAUACGGCAGGAUUAACAGACACAAAUUGCUGUACAUUCAACAGCGGGACAUUUUAAAUACCAAAUUAAAAGCGAAAGUGGCGUCCAAGGCAGAAAAUGAUCAAGACAAGUUUUUUGAAGUCCGCGAUUAUUUGGAACGGCUAGUGGAAGGGCUGGUGGACGGAGGCCUAGAUGACGUAUGCCUCACGCCUCUGUCCACCCACCCGCUAUACAUGUCAAUAUGUUGGAAGUACCACGAACAGUUGGCCACCACGCUGACAGCAGCAAUACACUCCAUCAUAAAUGAGUCGGAUGAGUUUGAUGAUAUUCCAAUAAAAUUAAAUACAAUUUUGCAAGAAGUGUCUUAUGAUGUAGAAAAUCUUCCAGAACUACAGGCUGCCCAGAAAAAGUGCGCUGUUCCAUUGGCAGAAGACUUAAACGAAAAAAAUUACGAAGAUCUUUUGGCAACUGCUAUUUUAAAUAAGAUUGUCGCUAAUAGUCAGACGAAGAAGAAUAUCCCAAUUGGGAGGUCUCGAAUUUCUAAAUAUCCUCUUAAACAAACGGGUUCAAAUCAGAAUUCUUUAAAUCCGAAAAAGACCGAAGAGCCACGGAGAACUCCUAGAGUGUCUUUAACUGUAGAAGAAUUCACGGAAGAAGUGACGACGACUAGCUAUAAUACAUACUCCGAUAUCGAAGGCGAUUAUGAUGAUGGGUACAACGAAGGUGACGAGGAAGACGAUGAAAGAUCGCAAUCAGCCAUCGGAAUGUUCAUGUCAAACGCGAAAUUACUUCGUGGGCACACUGCACCUUUACCAGAAUUCGGAUCUGAUUCAAUUGAGGAUAGUAGUACCAUCGAUCCCGACGAUCAAGGGAUAAGCGCUACGGUGGACUCGUGGGAAGACAACUGGUUGUUUCAAAAGAAAAGAGUCAAUCGGGUGUCAGGCUCCAACAAUUAUCAUCAUCAUCCUGUUCCUGUUCCAAUGUUAGUGCCAAAUCCAUCCGAAGUCACCAGGCCGCUAAUAGGCGAUCGCGAUGCCGAUGAAACGUCUGAACUGUCCGACUACUCAAAUUCGGCACUGGAUGAGCUGCUCGAACUCUCUGAUUUCGAAUCAGAGCCGCUGCAGACGAAACAUUCGGACGUCGAUACAAACUUCACAGAUGGUGGAAUUUUAUUAUUUGAAGGCCCUAGCAGUGAAGAAGACAACCCACUUAACUGGGAUCCCAUAGUAGAGGCUUGCAACAAGCACGUCGCACUUUCCCAAGUAGACUCUGGCCAAGGUUCUAUGGAUCAUCAAAGGGAUUUUGAUCAAUCUCUAGAAGUCAAUGAAAAACCAGUGCCUAGGCCAAGGUCUAGUUUAAUGUCGAACACCACCGACAGCGAAGUCAACUCGGUGUCAUCCGACGAAGUAAACGUAGCACAAGAAGACGAACCGUUACCUCCCAGACCAGGUACAAUAGCAGAACGAGAACAUUCUAAGUGGGAAAAGGCAGCGCCACUGACAAACAACCCGUACUCCGCUGAAAACAUCGAAAAGCGCAAGUACAAGUCGUUGUUUGGCAGCAGGAGCAGUAGCGAGGCGUCAUUGAAUUUAAUCAAUGGAAACGACACGUCUGGUCCGUUAAAAAUAGUCUGCAGCCCCUCGUUACCGGACACGCAGCGGUACGGUCGAGAUUACUACAUCAAUCAGUCCGGAGAAUUAAAAGCCAGACAAAAACAGACAAAGGUAUCCAAACUGGUAGUACAAAUCGGCGGAGACGAUUACGACAGAGACGCGCGGCGAACCAGCGGCGCACUGCAGGACUCCACGCCGGUCACGCCGCAAUCCCUGUCAAGUAGCGACUCGUUCGCAGCAUUUGGUACUUGCAGCGGCCCGCAGCGCCAAGAUAAACUGGUCCAAUUGUGCUCGUGGACCGACCGGCGGGAGAGCGGCGUCGGUAUCCCUAAGGGUUCAAUCGCGGAAUCAGCCGAAGACGUGCACUGUAUGCCUUCGGUCAGAGAAUUAGCCAAACAAUUUUCGUCUAACAACGUUGAAAAUACAUGCAAGAACUCAAGCAGACAAGUACACAGUUUGACGGCCAGGAGCCUUAGCAGGGAGUAUCGCGAAGGAUUGGGAUUGAAAGUGCGUGAUAAAAACGGACACGCCGUACAAGAUUCCGACGACAGCGGCAACGGAUCUGCUAAGUCUGAAGACGCUACCACUAUAGUCACUCACCAGCUGCAGAAGACUUAAUGCAGAAAUCCGCUGUAACAGCGGGUCUACAACUUCUAUUAUUUUCGUCAUUGCUAUGGCUGUAAUAAUAUAAAGAUUUAUAUAAUUUCUAUAUUUUAUAGUCUUCACACAAUUACUAUUUUUAUAUUAUAUUACGAUAUACAUAUCAUAUUACACCUAUAUAGUGUAGGAUAUUAAUAUAAUAUUUAUAUUUUAAUAUAAUACGGUAUUUGUGCUCUAACAUUGAUUUUACAAACUAAAAUAUAAUAUCAAUGGUUAUAAGUAUAUAUACCUAGUACCUAGUAUGGGGUAUAAAUAGAACUGCAGUUGUUGUAUUGUUAUAAUUUAUUAUCGUAUAAUAAUAUUAAUUAAACUGUUAUUAUUUUUAAAUAAUAAGGAUAAUUA